Molecule: messenger RNA, 783 nt
Organism: Talaromyces rugulosus
Lineage: Eukaryota; Fungi; Ascomycota; Eurotiomycetes; Eurotiales; Trichocomaceae
Exons: 3
Coding region: 1-783 (260 amino acids)
Source: RefSeq, a predicted model, not a curated record
AUGCCUGAUUUCAAGGGACUGGACUUGACUGGCAAGACUGCCAUCGUCACCGGUGCUUCUAGAGGAAUCGGUGCUGCUAUCGCUAUCCAGCUAGGCCAGCGUGGCGCCAAUGUGGUCGUCAACUACACCAACGAUAAGAGCGAGCGAAAAGCCACAGAGGUUGUAAAUAAGAUCGAGGCCGCAGGUUCCCGAGCAACGCUUUGUCAAGCAAGUGUAGCAAACGUGAACGACAUUCCCAAGAUUGUCGAUGCAGCGUUGCGGCUAAGCCAGACUGGAAAGAUUGACAUUUUGAUCCAUAAUGCCGCCUUGGGAGUUGACGCGAACCUUGAAGAUGUCACACAAGAGUUGUUCCAAACACACUUCGACACCAAUGUCAAGGGACCCAUCUUCCUCACCAAGGCAGUUAUCCGUCAUAUUUCCAGAGGCGGUCGUGUCGUAUUCGUUUCUUCAGCUGCUGCUCGUCUUGGUGUCGCUGGCCAGACAGUCUACGGAGCGACAAAGGCUGCAAAUGAGUCUUGCGCCCGGGUUUGGGCAAAGGAGCUUGGACAAUCUCACGGAAUCACCGUCAACUGUGUGAAUCCAGGCCCUGUUGCGACGGAUCAGUGGCAGGAAAGUGAUGAGCAGUUCAGACAAGACAUGCAACCACUUAUUGAGUCUACUCCUGCUGCAGCGAGGAUUGCCGAGGUGGACGAUAUCGCGCCUCUUGUUGCUUUUCUCUGCAGCGAAGAUGCGCGAUGGACUACGGGCUCGGUUCUUUGCGCCAAUGGUGGGCUUUAUAAUUGA